Messenger RNA from Pieris macdunnoughi, 4296 nucleotides. Lineage: Eukaryota; Metazoa; Arthropoda; Insecta; Lepidoptera; Pieridae. The record is from the annotation of a GenBank genome assembly.
AUGGUUUUUGGCACAAACAGAACGAACGAGUCAUAUGAAACACAAGUUUUAGUUAAGUGCGAACGAAACGAUAUUUAUGUAACAAUGAAGAUAACAAUUCUGCUAUUUAUUGUGGGUCUUUGCCUAGUUAGUGCGAAGCAUCUUCCUUAUGAAUCGGACGAUUCCAACGGCGUAUUAUUAAGAGAUAAAAGGUCAGAUUCUAACGAGUCUGACUCAUCCUUUGAGCAGAGCAGUGAUGAUGACGAUUCAAUUGAAAGGAAAAUAAAAGAGAGAGAGGAAAAACUACGCGAGAAGGCAGAAAAAGAACAAAAAAAGGAGAGACGUCGAGAAGAAGAACGUCAAAGAAAACUUGAAGAAAAACGCGAAAAGGAAGAGAAGAAACUUCAAGAGAAACUUGAAAAGGAACGACGUAAACAAGAAGAAUACGAACGGAAACUUGAGGAGAAGCGCUUAAAAGAAGAGAAGAAAAGACAAGGAAAGCAAAUAAAUGAAUUGAAAAAGGAAGCAAAAAGGUCAGAAAUAGAAGACGAUAGUUUCCUUGAGACUGAAGAAGAAAACUCAGUUGAACUUGAAGAUAUAUGGAGACAGCAUAUUUACACUAAAUACGGCUUAAACUUUGCUAGCACUAAAUUAGAAAAACAGGCAGCAUUGAAUAAAUAUAUUCAGGCAGAACAGAAACUACACCCUAAUAGUACCAAGACUGAACGUCGUCGCGCGAUAUUAGAUUUGAUCCAAACUAAACUUCAAAAUGAUAUUGCUGAAAGGGAGGCGAUUCGCAAACAAAUAUUGAGUCACGUCAAUGCAGUAACAUUACAAAAAUUACGCGAAGGUUUAGAAAAAGACAUAGAUGAAAUAAAUAACAAAACAGAUUUACUGAAAAACGUUCAAUUACCGUGGGCCAUUCCUGUUCAACAGAAACUCGAGGAAAAGAAAACAUUUUUGCAAGGGUUAUCCCAAUUUUUAUCGAACAUUCUUCCUAGCUGGAUUUCUGGAAACCAGCCCCAAACAAAUUCUCCAACGAAUGAAAAUGGAAGUCAAAGUAUUAAUUCAAAUAAUGAUGCCAUUGAGUCUUCUGGGAAUGGUGAAAUAUCUAGUGCUGGAAAUGAAAAUAGUGGAUCUCCAGCUCCAUCCAGCUCUAUCCCAGCCUCACAAGCAAAUGGUCCUGCAGCUUCUGAAUCUAAUGUAGCAGGACUGCCCGAGGGAUCUGUAUCUCAAGUAAACCCAGGAGCUCCAUCCAGCUCUGUCGACUCAGCUGUCAGUGGUGUUAGCAACCCAGCCUCACAAGCAAAUGAUCCUGCAGCUUCUGAAUCUAAUGUCGCAGGAUGCCGACGGAUCUGUAUCGCUCAGAGUACAAUCAGUACGAAGUUCCAUCCAGCUCUGUCGAUACAGCUUCCAAUGCCCGACGGAUCUGUAUCUCAAGUAAAUCCAGGAGCUCCAUCCAGCUCUGUUGAUUCAGCUGCCAGUGGUGUAAGCAACCCAGCCACACAAGCAAAUGAUGCUGCAGCUUCUGAAUCUAAUGUAGCAGGUUUGCCCGACGGAUCUGUAUCGCAAGUCAAUCCAGAAGUUCCAUCCAGCUCUGUCGAUACAGCUUCCAAUGGUGUUAGCAACCCAACUUCACAAGCAAAUGAUGCUGCAGCUUCUGAAUCUAAUGUAGCAGGACUACCCGAGGGAUCUGUAUCUCAAGUAAAUCCAGAAGCUCCAUCCAGCUCUAUCGAUUCGGCUGCCAGUGGUGUAAGUAACCCAGCCACACAAGCAAAUGAUGCUGUAGCUUCUGCAUCUAAUGUAGCAGAAUUGCCCGAGGGAUCUGUAUCGCAAGUCAAUCCAGAAGCUCCAUCCAGCUCAGUUGACUCAGCUGCCAGUGGUGUUAGCAACCCAACCCAACAAGUAAACGAUGCUGCAGCGCCUGAAUCUAAUGUAGGAGGACUGCCUGAAGGAUCUGUGUCUCAAGUAAAUGCUCAAGCCACCUUCGCCACUCGUGGUGUUAGUAACCCAGCCUCACAAGCAAAUGAUCCGCAGCUUCGACUGCUGGACACCCGAGGGAUCUCAACCCAAGUAAACCCAGGAGCUUCAUCCAGCUCUAUCAACUCAGCUGUCAGUAGUGUUAGCAACCCAGCCUCACAAGUAACCAAUGCUGCAGCGCCUGAAUCCAAUGUAGGAGGACUGCCUGAAGGAUCUGUGUCUCAAGUAAAUGCACAAGCUCCAUCUGGCGCUGUCGCCUCAGCUGCCAGUGGUGUUAGCAACCCAGCCUCACAAGCAAAUGAUCCUGCAGCUUCUGAAUCUAAUGUAGCUGGACUGCCCGAGGGAUCUGUAUCUCAAGUAAACCCAGGAGCUUCAUCCAGCUCUGUCAACUCAGCUGUCAGUAGUGUUAGCAACCCAGCCUCACAAGCAAAUGAUGCUGCAGCUUCUGCAUCUAAUGUAGCAGGACUGCCCGAGGGAUCUGUAUCGCAAGUCAACCCAGGAGCUCCAUCCAGCUCUGUUGAUUCAGCUGCCAGUGGUGUAAGCAACCCAGCCACACAAGCAAAUGAUGCUGCAGCUUCUGAAUCUAAUGUAGCAGGAUUGCCCGACGGAUCUGUAUCGCAAGUCAAUCCAGAAGCUCCAUCCGGCUCUGUCGACUCAGCUGUCAGUGGUGUUAGUAACCCAGCCUCACAAGCAAAUGAUCCUGCAGCUUCUGAAUCUAAUGUAGCAGGACUGCCCGAGGGAUCUGUAUCUCAAGUAAACCCAGGAGCUCCAUCCAGCUCUGUCAACUCAGCUGUCAGUAGUGUUAGCAACCCAGCCUCACAAGUAACCGAUGCUGCAGCGCCUGAAUCUAAUGUAGGAGGACUGCCUGAAGGAUCUGUGUCUCAAGUAAAUGCACAAGCUCCAUCUGGCUCUGUCAACUCAGCUUCCAGUGUUGUUAGCAACCCAGCCUCACAAGCAAAUGAUCCUGCAGCUUCUGAAUCUAAUGUAGCAGGACUGCCCGAGGGAUCUGUAUCUCAAGUAAACGCAGGAGCUCCAUCCAGCUCUGUCAACUCAGCUGUCAGUGGUGUUAGUAACCCGGCCUCACAAGUAAAUGAUGCUGCGACUUCUGAUUCUAAUGUAGGAGGAUUGCCUGAGGGAUCUGUAUCUCAAGUAAAUACACAAGCUCCAUCCAGCUCUGUCGACUCAGCUGAGUUCCAUCCAGCUCUGUCGAUACAGCUGUCCAAUGGUGUUAGCAACCCAGCCUCACAAGCAAAUGAUGCUGCAGCUUCUGAAUCUAAUGUAGCAGGACUACCCGAGGGAUCUGUAUCUCAAGUAAACCCAGGAGCUCCAUCCAGCUCUGUUGAUUCAGCUGCCAGUGGUGUAAGCAACCCAGCCACACAAGCAAAUGAUGCUGCAGCUUCUGAAUCUAAUGUAGCAGGAUUGCCCGACGGAUCUGUAUCGCAAGUCAAUCUAGAAGUUCCAUCCAGCUCUGUCGAUACAGCUUCCAAUGGUGUUAGCAACCCAACUUCACAAGCAAAUGAUGCUGCAGCUUCUGAAUCUAAUGUAGCAGGACUGCCUGAGGGAUCUGUAUCUCAAGUAAAUACACGAGCUCCAUCCAGCUCUGUCGACUCAGCUGUCAGUAGUGUUAGCAACCCAGCCUCACAAGUAACCGAUGCUGCAGCGCCUGAAUCUAAUGUAGGAGGACUGCCUGAAGGAUCUGUGUCUCAAGUAAAUGCACAAGCUCCAUCCGGCUCUGUCGACUCAGCUGCUAGUGGUGUUAGCAACUCAACCCAAGAAGUAAACGAUGCUGCAGGCUCCGUAUCACAAGGAAGUUUAGUCGGCCAAGCUACGGAUAGUAAUUCUAUGUCAGUAGGUCAAAACGUUGAGAGUGCUUCAAGUGAUAAUAUCAAAGAUACAUCUUCUACCGCAACACAGGACUUGCCAACUACGAAUGAUCAAUCUACAGCGUCACUAACAACUACAGAUGUUACAUCAGAAAGAGUAUUAAUUAAUUCAACUCCUACAGAUUUAGUGCAGUCAAAUGGAAAUGCUAAACCGGAGAGUACAACAGACACAUACGCAACUGUAGUACCCGAAGCCAACGGUGCGGUAACGGAGGAUAAAAAUGCAGUGAUUAAUCAAAACGCUGUUGAAUCCCAAACGGAGACAGCUGGUGUUGUGACAGAAUCUCAAUCAGCCACCAAUGUCGUACCAUCCGUGCAAAGUGAAUUAAAUACAAAGGCUCCCCAAGCUGCAAUCACUGAAUCUGAACCUUUGACCCCAGUUGAUUAUGUUUUAGAUAGUUUUACAGUAGAACCUGAACCUGGAGCUACUGUAGUAGAAGUUGUUGCGCAGUAA